Molecule: messenger RNA, 646 nt
Organism: Paramecium octaurelia
Lineage: Eukaryota; Ciliophora; Oligohymenophorea; Peniculida; Parameciidae
Source: the annotation of a GenBank genome assembly
AAAAAAUAUCAAUUAAUCCGUUAAAAUGACUGAUCUAGACUAAUCAAUAGAAGCAAGAAUAGAUAAAUUUGAAUGUAUUCAUUCUCAUCAUUAUUUAAUAGCCGAUUUAAAUAGAGUGAGUUUACAAUAGGAUGCUCUUCUCCCAUUAUUGCAGAUGAUUGAGUACAUUCCAUCAAUUCAAAGAACCGAAGCCAAUGUCAAACAAGUUUAGAAAAAACAAGAAGUGAAUGAAUAGAAAUAAGGAAGACUCGUAUCCAAUAUACUAAAAUUAUAUAGGAAAGAUGUGCUGAAAGAAAAUUAAGAGAAAUAGAAUCAAUGCCCCAAAAACCAUAAUUAGAGGUUUAAUAGGUAGACUAGAGAAUCAAGGAUUUGGAAUCUUCGAUUAAUUGUUUAUACAGGUAAAAUUAAAUUGUAAAUGUAGGUGGUAUGAAGCAAAGCUAAGAGAAGGAUCUUAAUAAAUAGUUCGUAGCAUUGAUGAUAGAUUGGGAACUGAUCCAAAUGCAGAAUUCAAUGACUAAUUGUUGAUUGUGGUGAAUUAAACUAUCAAAAAUGCACUUGAUAAAAUGAGUGAAGAUUUUAGGGGACAACUUUGUGAAAUUAGAUAAAUGCUAUGAUUUUAUAUAUAUUAACUGUUAAAUAAUAUUAA